CUAGCCCUGCUCCGCAGGCACUGGCUGACUCGCGUGAUCUGGGUCAGGUAUUGGUCAACCAGGACGCCGGUCGGGAAGAGUCCCCACCCUCCCGUGUAGAAGAAGAAGAAGCUUUGCUAUGAAGUGAGAAAACCAGAGAGGUGACUGGAGAGGGACCUGGGGUUGAGGUUGAUCCACAGUCAUUCACCUGGCUGUUAAGGCUGACAGGAUUUCGUGGUUGUCUCCAUCCCCAAGGCUCCGUGGACGCCCUUCCCGGGAGCACAUAUCCAGUGUCCUCUGGGGAGUAGUGGAGCCAACUUCAGGACUGACUGACCAUGACUUCCAUAAAGGAGCAAGCAGCAAUUAGCCGGCUCUUGAGUUUUUUACAGGAUUGGGACAACGGCGGCAAAGUCGCAAGGAGUCACAUCCUCGACAAUUUCAUCAAGACCAACCAAGGCAAGACCUCUCCUGAACUGGAGCAGGAGUUUUCCCAGGGAGCCAGCUUGUUCCUGGUACGCUUGACCACCUGGCUUAGACUCAUCUAUAUGACUGGCUCCUGUUUAGAUAAGCUUCUACGGUCUAUUGGCAUCUUCUUGUCAGCGGUGAGCAGUAAUCAGUACCUUAGAGAAUUUCUGGAAGUUGGAGGCGUCCUAACACUCUUGGAAAUACUUGGGCUGGAGAAGGUCAGGGAGGAGGACAAGAAGGAAUCCAUCAAGCUACUUCAGGUUAUUGCAAACUAUGGCAGGAAGUACAAGGAGCUCAUCUGUGAAAGCUAUGGUGUACGAUCCAUAGCAGAAUUUUUGGCAAAGUCUAAAUCCGAAGAGACCCAGGAGGAAGUGCAGCUUCUGUUGGAUUCUUUGGUCCACGGAAACCCCAAGUACCAGAAUCAAGUCUACAAAGGUCUGAUAGCUUUGCUGUCCUGCACAUCACCAAAAGCUCAGCAGCUGUCCCUGCAGACUCUCAGGACUGCGCAGUCGAUCAUUGGAACCACCCACCCCAGCAUCGUGGAGUGCGUGCUGAAGGUGCUGCGCACAAUGCACCUGGAAGUCCAGUAUGAAGCCAUCGAGCUGAUCAAGGACCUGGUCAACUAUGACGUGUGCCAGGCGCUGCUCAAGGGCCUCGUGGAGCUGCUGAUACCGUCCGUCAAGGAGACCAGCAAACUGCAACCCAAGAUCCUCAACGACUCCUUGGUUCCCCAGCUCACCGCCCACCUGCCGGUGUUUUUGCAGCAGGCUGCGGCGGCCAAGGCCAUCGGGAUCCUGGCGCGCAGCAACACGAGCAUCGCCGAGGAGAUGCUGCACCUGCGCGUGGUGCACAGCCUGUUGGCCGCCAUGGGCAACUCGGACCACAGCAACAGCCAGCGGCAGGCCAGCCUCACGCUGGAGUACUUCGUGCAGGUGUUCCCGGUGGUGGAGGAGCACGUGCGCAGGUCCAUGGGAGAGGAGCUCUAUAAGCUCUUCCUAAGCAAUGCCGAGGACUUGUACAUGAAAAUAGAUAGCAUUCAGGCGGACAUCUUGGCGGCCAAUAAAGUCAAUGUUUCCAAAGGAUCAGCUGGCUUACAUCACAUACUUCCAGAAGGAGGAUGUGGAGGGAGAGGAGUAACAGAGCCUCUGAGGCAAUCCAGGAAGGCCCGGGCUGUGUUUCAGGAAGCCUGGCAGAAGGAUCCUGGGGUCACGCUCACGGUGACUCCACUGGCCCAGGUGGGAGGCUGAGGGUUGGGCCUGCCAGGAGAGGAGAGGGAGAGCUGCUGGCUGGCAAGAAUUCAAUAAAUAAUCUUGCUAUAUGUCUGUUCUCUGUGUAGCGGGGCGGGGGAAUU
This is a messenger RNA of Callorhinus ursinus (northern fur seal), 1795 nucleotides long. RefSeq names its product armadillo like helical domain containing 1 (gene ARMH1). Lineage: Eukaryota; Metazoa; Chordata; Mammalia; Carnivora; Otariidae. The record is from RefSeq and is a predicted model, not a curated record.